Molecule: messenger RNA, 12942 nt
Organism: Scatophagus argus
Lineage: Eukaryota; Metazoa; Chordata; Actinopteri; Scatophagidae
Gene: mast4
Product: microtubule associated serine/threonine kinase family member 4
Exons: 26
Coding region: 3110-10318 (2402 amino acids)
Biological process (GO): intracellular signal transduction; peptidyl-serine phosphorylation
Molecular function (GO): ATP binding; protein serine/threonine kinase activity; magnesium ion binding
Source: RefSeq, a predicted model, not a curated record
GAACAUAGAUUUUAUCAAAAAGAAAAAAAAACCCCACACAAAACAGAUGUUCACAUGUUUUUUCAGUGACUGACACGAGGAAAUGAGUUGAAUAUGAAUUGUUUGUGUCACAAAGUAAAACCACCAGGAAUUUGUGCUUGCAUGUCUUUGAUUGGCCAACACAGAGUCUUGCCAAAUAACGCAGUAUUGUGGCAAAAGUUGAGUCAGGUUCAUAUUUUUUUUUGUCUUUAUGUCGACCCUGCCAGAACCCUCUGCAACAACUCCGCCACAUUGACAGGCUGUCCUCGUUCAAAUGGAUGAAUGGGAUGGGGGUUUUUCCAUGUGGGUCUAAAGUUGGCCCAGAAUGUGGCCUUAGGCAAUACCUUCUUUCGUGCCGUGCAGCACAUGGUCUGAAAACAGCUGAGCGGCAAUCUUGUCUGCCAAAGACUUGAUUAUGUUUUGUAAUGCAACUGCUUUGAGGGGUAUGCAGUUACGUCAGCAUCGGGGAUUUAACAUUCCUUCCGCCAGUUUCACCUUAUUGUGCUGUUCAACAGAUGGUGACGGCAAGAGAGGAAGCAAGAAGCUGUCAUGAUGGGAUGUAAACACUGCAUGACUUGAAAUAUUUUGAAAAAAUCUUCUUUGCAUACGUUUUAUUGGGAAGUUGUCGCAUUUGUUCGACCUACCGUGCGAUGUGAGUUGGUGAGAAAAGGAGAAUGUAAACAAAACUCCACACGGUACCUUUAAUUGGUCGCCUCAUAAAGCUCACAACGGAAGCAAAUGUUUCUUAUGUCGUCAGUGCAGACAGUGAGUUCACAAAAUACACUGACCUUUCCCAGGCUUAUGAAUGAUAACGGAUUAGUGCUUGUGUGAAUUACUUUGCUGCAAAGAGUUAAGUUUUAUCUGGCGGUGGCAGCGCUCCCCACGCUGAUAUUCUCUAGCUUGCUUAUCAUCAUCAUUGCACAUGGAAAUGCUGUACAUAUACUUUACAUACUGCACAUACUAUAUUGUUAUAUAUUAGUAAAGCAAAACUGUUCGUUCAGUCAUGAGCUGUUCUGCUUGCGGCGUCAGUGUUGCUCGUGACCUUCCUGUUCAUGCUGCUCUGUGCAAGUUUGACUUUGAACCAUGUGAACCAUCGUUUCUUAUGUGGAACGCAGAAACAGAGCAGAGCCAUAAUUAGAGUGAAGGCUGUCACAAUGGCCUGUAGGGAGAUGGACUGAGCCACUCUGAGGGAAUGCACACACACAGACCAGAAAAAUGGCCUCUGAUAGCACGUUAUUACAGAAGAGGUAAAUGUGAGCAGAGCCAGUGGUGAUGUGCCGGUCAUGGCAGGGCUCCACUUUUGUUGAUUUUGCUCUCUGUCUCUUCUCUUGGGCCUUUGAAUGCCUUCCAGGCGAUGCACUUGGCAAGUGACUGGACUAAUCUGCAGCAUCCUGAUGGUCCGCAGGUCUGACUGUGCACUUCAGUCGGUCUUUGAACCUCUUCAUUUGCUCUCCUGGUCAGUGUUAGUAUUAUAACUGGAAAAUAAAAUCUUGCAGCAGAGCUGGUGUUAGAGGGUCAUGUGGCCCGUUUGUUUUUAUCCCUGCAAAUAUGUGCAAACAUGUCACAGACCACAUUCUGAAGAUGUAAGGCAGACAUCUUGUGUAAUUAUUAUUUUAUUAUUUAAAAUACCAUGCAAACAUAAGAACAUGUAUACUAACCAUUGUUGUGUUUACUCACUAGAGGCACAUUCAUGCAAGCACCUGGACUAGAAUUUGCGUAUAUUGACAAUUUUCGAUUAAUCUGACAAUUAUUUUAAUUAAAUUUGUUUUAAUUACUCAGUCAAUCAUUUGAUUUUGGUGUCAGAAAGUAGUGAAAAAUGUUCAUCAUAAUGAUUUAAAUUCCAAGUUGACACAUUUUUGUGUCUUUGUCUCAACCACAGUUUAAAACUUCAAAGGUAUUCAUUUAACAAUCACAGAACACAAAGAAAACCAGCACAAAUGUUCACAUUAGAAAAGAUGGAACCGAUGGAUUUUUGUAUUGGAAAUCUGUGAGUUGCGUUUAUCUUUGUUGUUAUGGCUGUUUCUGUUUACCUAAGGCUCAAUUGGAAAAGAUAAAUGUUUUGAAGCUUGAUUGUGAAAGUAAAACGUAUUCCUUUAUCAGUCGUGAUUACAGCCCAACAUCUGUUUGCAGGACUUUGCUCUGUCUUGUGAAGAGUAGUCAGUGGAUAAAAGUAAUCAAUCACUUAGUCCUAAGGUCGAAUUCUUCCUGAUAGGCUUGUAAUGGGAAGUGUGCUUCGGAAUAUUGUUUUGUUCGUAGCCCUGACAGCCACUACAGAGCAGAGCAGUUGCUUCAUACGUUGCAGCCUGCGGGAUGAUCAGCUGACCCUAAAUUCUCACACAUGCAUGCAGGACUGGAAAGUCAAAUUCAUCACUGAACUGACAAACCACCAGUUUUCAUGUGUGACAUGCAAGCUUUUGCAUGAGUAAGCACAGCUCUUCCAACCACAUCACAGUUAAACUAAAAACUAUUUGUUUUUAUUUGCGGUGAUUUGUAUGUGGAAAUUGUGAGCUGUAGAUCUGCGUGUCUUUCAGCCGCCAUUUGUGUUUGGGUGCUUAUCAGCAAAGAUCAAAGGUAAUGAAGGUAAGGUGAGGCUCUCAUCCAGUAGGUGAGGUUGGUCCGUCUAUGCAGGGAGAAGCUGAGGGAAGAGUGGAUGCAAUAGCAGAAGAAAUCCAUGCAGAAGCACAGGAUUUCCAUUUCAAAUACGUCCUGCUUAAUACACUGACCCACCAAACUUUUGGAGGGGUGCCAGUUUGUGAAAGCAGUGAGUGCAGAGCAGCAUCUGCUGAUAAUGCAGCACCCCUCUGUCUCGCAACCCCCCCCUUUACAGGACGUGAAAUGGUAGAUGCCUGUUACAUGAUAUGAAGCAUGUUGAGCGGAGGGAGCAGGGUGAGUAUUUGGGAUACAGAACACAGACGCAGUGAGAGGGUAAAAAGAAAAAGUCGGCUGGUGUUAGGUGUCAUAUCCCUGCAACAGUACAGGCUGUCAGCACCUGACCUGGAUCACACACUCUGUAUGCCUUUCAGGAUCCUCCCUGGAUUACUUUUUGUUUGAGGACAGAGGAGGACGACGUGUCCUCUCUGCCAGCGUGUUUAUGCCGCAGCUGGCUGCAGAUGUGCCUGUGCAGAGGAAGUUUGGACCUAAGGAGAGCUGCUGUAGGGGCACUCAGGACUUCUCUGGUGCUCGCAUCCCCCUGAACCCUGAAUGCCGUCACUUCUCCUCACAGGGUCUUCAAAAGCCCCCUUUGCAUCUCCCUCUCUGGCAUGACCUGGACACAAUGUCAGACUCUAGUCUGUGGACAGUACUGUCCAACUUUAACAUGCCACAUUUCUUCAGUGGUGCCCGCCUGCGCCGGUCCAAAAGCUGCAGGACGAGCAACAGAAAAAGCCUGAUAGGAAGCGGUCAGUCUUCAGGCCUGCCGCGACCGCACUCCCCUCUCUCAUCUCUGACAGGAACAAGCCCACAAGACAGUCCUAGAAACUUCUCUCCUAGUGCCUCUGCUCAUUUCUCCUUUGCACGGAGGACUGAUGGUCGCCGCUGGUCGUUGGCCUCCCUUCCCUCCUCUGGAUAUGGAACCAACACGCCGAGCUCCACGGUCUCCUCAUCCUGUUCAUCACAGGAGAAGCUGCACCAGCUGCCCUUCCAGCCUACACCUGAUGAACUGCACUUCCUCUCCAAGCACUUCUGCACUGAGAGCAUCUCCGGGGAUGAAUGCCGCCGAGCGACGGCCAUGCGACCACGCUCACGCAGUCUCAGCCCUGGAAGAUCUCCAUCCUGUUACGACCAUGAGAUUAUCAUGAUGAAUCACGUCUACAAGGAGCGGUUUCCUAAGGCCACAGCUCAGAUGGAGGAAAGGAUUCAGGACAUUGUCUGCAGCAACUCUCCGGAGAGCGUCCUGCCUUUGGCGGAUGGUGUGCUCGGUUUUGCCCACCACCAGAUAAUUGAACUGGCCCGUGACUGUCUGGAGAAGAGCCGGCUAGGACUCAUCACCUCCAGCUACUUCUGCGAGCUCACUGACAAGCUGGAGAGGCUUGUUCAGGAGUCCACAGAGAGAUCGGAGAGCGAGGAGGUAAACUUCAUCAGAGAGCUGGUAAAGAAGAUCCUCAUAAUCAUAGCGCGACCUGCCCGACUGCUGGAAUGUCUGGAGUUUGACCCUGAGGAAUUCUACCACCUUCUGGAGGCAGCUGAAGGACACGCCAAAGAGGGUCAGGGCAUCAAAACAGACAUCCCUCGUUACAUCAUCAGUCAGCUGGGACUCACGAGAGAUCCUCUGGAAGAAAUCGCUCAGCUGACCAGCUGUGACAGUGGGAUUGCAGAAACCCCAGAAACGGAUGACUCUUCUCAGAGCCUCAGCACAGCCUUAAGGUCACGGCGGAAACCCUGUGAGCUGGACUUUGAAAUGACAAAACUAAUCAGCAAUGGUGCCUACGGAGCUGUUUACCUGGUUCGACACAAAGAAACAAAGCAGCGGUUUGCCAUGAAAAAGAUCAACAAGCAGAACCUGAUGUUGAGGAAUCAGAUACAACAAGCCUUUGUAGAGAGAGACAUCCUUACCUUUGCUGAGAACCCUUUUGUGGUGUCCAUGUACUGCUCCUUUGAGACUCGGCGACACCUGUGCAUGGUCAUGGAGUAUGUUGAAGGUGGAGACUGUGCCACCCUUUUGAAGAACAUGGGUCCCCUGCCUGUGGAUAUGGCCAGGAUGUACUUUGCAGAGACGGUGCUGGCUCUGGAGUAUCUCCAUAAUUAUGGCAUCGUCCACAGGGACCUCAAACCAGACAAUUUGCUGGUUACGUCAAUGGGACACAUCAAGCUGACAGAUUUUGGGUUGUCUAAAGUCGGGCUGAUGAACAUGACCACUAACCUGUAUGAGGGACACAUAGAGAAAGAUGCCAGGGAGUUCUCUGAUAAGCAGGUAUGUGGCACCCCAGAGUAUAUUGCACCAGAGGUGAUCCUGAGACAAGGCUACGGCAAGCCGGUGGACUGGUGGGCGAUGGGCAUCAUCCUCUACGAGUUCCUCGUGGGCUGUGUGCCAUUUUUUGGAGACACACCAGAAGAGCUGUUUGGACAGGUCAUCAGCGACGAGAUCAACUGGCCCGAGGGGGACGACGCCCCGCCUCCCGACGCUCAGGAGCUCAUCACCUUGCUGCUCAGACAGAAUCCUCUGGAGAGGAUGGGUGCAGGUGGAGCUGCUGAAGUGAAGCAGCAUCAGUUCUUCCACAACCUGGACUGGAACAGCCUGCUGAGGCAGAAGGCUGAGUUUAUUCCUCAGCUGGAGUCUGAGGAUGACACCAGUUACUUUGACACCCGCUCUGAGAGAUACCAUCACCUGGAGACAGAGGAAGAGGAUACAAAUGAUGAGGACUUCAACGUGGAGCUGCGGCAGUUCUCCUCGUGUUCUCACAGAUUCUCUAAGGUCUACAGCAGCCUGGAUUUGUCCCGUGGUCACCUGGAGGAGAAGGGAGAGACGGAGGGGAAGAAGAGUGAGAGCCCACUGACUGUGGACUCUCUCAGCUGGACGCCCGACUUUGCUGAAUUGCCGUCGCUGUCCCACUCGACAGACACAGACAGUGUGAAUCAGGGCCCUCGCCCGAACUUGUUACCAAAGUUUGCCAUCUCAGCAGAGAGUGAAGCGGACGAGACCUCAGGCCUCGGCGACCCCAGCAAAACCUCCUUCUCCAUCGGAGAGCUCCCGCAGGACGAGCCUGACGCUACCACACCAGGCAGCACCCACAGCGGAGCAACGCUCUCUGGAAGUUUCUCAGAACAUCUGGACCAGUUGACACCCAGGGGCGAGGGGGUGGAGAGCCCUGACAGUGCCAGUCACCCAUCUGCAGACCAGGGAGCUCAGACCAACUCUCUGCGGCCUGAGAACGCUGCAGAAAAGGCUGGAGCUGUGCCAAAAGUACCAAAGUCUGUCUCAACCGGUGCCCUGUCGCUUAUGAUCCCCGGCGAUAUCUUCGGCGUGUCUCCGCUGGCCAGCCCCCUGUCUCCUUACUCCCUCUCCUCAGACCCUUCCUCAAGAGACUCCUCUCCAAGCCGAGACUCGUCCCUCUGUGUCGCCAGCCAGCGGCAGCCCAUCAUCAUCCACAGCUCAGGGAAGAAGUUUGGCUUUACGCUGAGGGCAAUCCGGGUGUAUGCCUGUGAUGGUGACAUCUACACUGUCUACCAUAUGGUCUGGAACGUAGAAGACGGCGGGCCUGCACACAAAGCAGGACUCAAAGCUGGAGACCUCAUCACUCAUGUGAACGGAGAAGCAGUUCACGGUCUUGUCCACACUGAAGUAGUGGAGCUCCUGCUCAAGAGUGGUAGCAAAGUGGCCAUCACCACAACCCCAUUUGAAAAUACUUCAAUAAAAACUGGUCCAGCGAGGAGGAACAGCUAUAGGAGCAAGAUGGUCAGAUGUGCCAAAAAGCCCAAGAAGGAGAGGACACCCGAAAGGCGACGCUCCCUUUUCAGGCGUUUUGCCAUGCAGCCCUCUCCUCUUCUGCACACCAGCCGCAGUUUCUCCUCUCUGAACCACUCAUUGUCAUCUGGUGAGAGUCUCCCCGGCUCCCCUACCCACAGUCUCUCCCCUCGUUCCCCCACUGCCGCCUUCCGCCCCACACCAGAUUUCACUCAGUCAGGUGGAAAUUCCUCCCAGAGUAGCUCUCCCAGCUCCAGCGCUCCGAACUCCCCCGCAGGCUCAGGCCACAUUCGUCCCAGCACUCUGCAUGGCCUCGGCCCCAAACUGCCAGGUCAGAGGCUUCGUCAGGGGCGCCGCAAGUCUGCCGGUAGCAUUCCCCUUUCUCCUUUAGCUCGCACGCCUUCACCCACCCCACAGCCAACGUCUCCUCAGCGCUCACCUUCUCCCCUUCUUUGUGGACAUUCUGUUGCCAUUUCCAAGGCGACACAAGCCUUCCCAGCCAAGAUUCAUUCCCCUCCCACCAUUGUACGCCAUAUCGUGCGCCCCAAAAGUGCUGAGCCACCUCGCUCACCCCUCCUAAAACGUGUCCAGUCUGAGGAAAAGCUGUCCCCCUCUUACACAGGGGAUAAGAAGCACCUGUGUCCCAGAAAACACAGCCUGGAAGUGACCCAAGAGGAGGUGCAGGAUGAGGAACUGAAGACUGGGGAGCGAGAUUACCCCACCCUGCAGAGUGUGGAUGAAACAGCAUGCGAGCCACCGGCAGUCACCCGUGUACGACCUGUUGAGCAGGGCUGCUUAAAGCGGCCCAUCAGCCGCAAGAUGAGCCGGCAGGAGUCUGUUGAGGAGCUUGAUAAGGAAAAGCUGAAGUCCAAGAUGGUUGUGAAGAGACAGGACUGGUCAGAGAGGAGGGAGUCUCUGCAGAAGCAAGAUGCCCUACGUGAACCUGACUCGACCUCCUUGGGUGGUGAUGACAGGGAUGAAAGUUUUCUGGCCAGAGGCCAAAGCAAGAGCAGUCCAGAUUCUGGCUCUCUAGAGACCAAAGCUGCUGGCACAACCCUUAAAGAUGUGCUGUAUAAGAAACUCACCACGCGUGCCUCUGAGGGCAUCGCUGAAACAUCUGGUGGUGGUGGUGGUGAGAGUGAUGGACUCAGAUCGACUCUCUGCUCUAUUCACCCAGAGUGGCAGCACUCCAGACAAGGUAAAGACAGCAUUAAGCCAGACAGAUUGGACUUCAAAGCUCCCAACAUCGAGUUCACUAGAAAAAGGCUGUCAUUUGAAGAACGAGAAGACUGCAUAUGUCGAUGUUCUUCCGGCAUCCACGAGAACCUGCACUUUGGCUCCACCAGGUCUAAGAGCCUCCAGCUGGACACGGCCAUGUCUUAUGACCACAUGAAGGCAGGACUGGGAAAUGUUCAUUCCAGCCCCGAAGGUAUGGCCCCCAAGCUUUUCCCCAGCAGAGGAGAGAGCGCGGUGGAAAAACUCCAGCUCAUCUCCUCUGCAGAGUCUUCACUGCGAAAGGCAUCAUCUGAAUAUAAACUUGAAGGACGCCACGUCUCCUCUCUCAGACCUCUGGAGGGCACUCUGGAUAUUGGUCUGCUCUCAGGGCCCAGAGUCUCCAAAACAGAAACCUGUUUAUCUAAGAUGACGGAGAACACAAGUGACACUGUUUCUGUGAGUCCUCCAGUUUGGCUCCAGACCCCUACAGAGAGGCAGAUAACCAUCCCCCAAAUGAAAACUACAGAGAAGCCGAAGAGCCCCUUGGCUUGUUCACCAAGCCCUGAAGCGGUUUCUUGUCUAAACAGCAUAGUUGCCUCCAAAGAUCAGUCGAAUGAUCAUAAAAUAAGUACAAGUGGUGAGAAAACACAAGAUAAACAUGGUGAAUCAUUAAAGGUUCACACCAGCAAACUGGAAGCGCCAACUUUUGGUGUUAAACAAGAGAGCAGGACGGGUUUGAAGGCCAGUUCAUCACUGGCUCAUGAACACAGAGGUCCUCGACACAGCUCCCACUUCUCCUCCUGUGGGAAAACACCCUCCAUACGGGAAGUCAGCAAUGAAGAUCAAGACGAUGAGGUGGAGCAGCAGGAAGUCACACCACACGCGAGAUCACAUAAUAAUGACAGCUCCAGGACAGUAGUCUCUUUGUCGUCCCCCAAGCUGGAGAAAGAAUUAAAAACCAUGGAGACUCCAGCUGCAGCUGCCAGUGGGACGUUACCUGUGAGGCUGAAGCAGGAUAUAAACUGUGGUUUGGAUGCAGGUCGGCGUCAGAGCUGUGAAAAGAAAGCAACCUCUGCACAGAACUCAAACGUGACCUCUGUUUCUAUGGUACAGAACACCUCUGCAUCUGUGGAGAACGUGCUUUCAGAACAGCAGCCGGUGAACAUCUGCUCUUCAAAUAAAGAACCGCAGGCUUCUGCCACAACAUCAGCAUCCGCUUCUGCAGAUCAAGAUAAAACCUGCAGUUUAAAAUCCAAAGGUCAGGAAAGAUCUGUUAGUAAGGACAGUGUAGAACCUAACAGAUCAGCUGUAAAAGUGGUCAGUGAUCCUGGUUCCUCGGGCUCUAAUGAUGAAGUCAACAAAUGUGUCACAGCUGCAAAAGUGGGGGCAAACCCGAUAGUGGAGCAAAAGAGAGAAACUUCUGCAGCAAAUACGAUCACCUUGUUAAAUAAUGUUACAGAUGUCACGCCGGGUGUAAAUAAAAAGGAUAAAACUACGUCUGUUGGUGCAAUAGGGACUAGUAGCAUAUUGUUGCAGAAAAAGGAGGAUCCCACAUCACCAAAGAUUAAAAAUGUAAAAGAUUCAGAUCAACUAUCAAAAAACAAUCCAGCUGACAAAGCACAACACAAAUCAGCUGAUUCCGAAUAUUGCACUUCUAAAAAAGAAGCUUUCACCAGUGUGAGAGAAAAACAAAAAUGUUCACCUUCAGCAAAUGAAAAUAUCUUGAGCCCCCGAAGUAAGUCAAGGCCUGACCCACCACCUGUAGCCCCCACCGCUGUGAAGACCGAGACAAAAACCCUCGAAGUGAAGCCACACAGUACAGCUGCUCCCGUCCCAGUACUGAAGGGCAGCCCCAGUUCCAAACAGAGAGAUCUGUCUAAAGAAUCUACACUCUCAGCUCCAAACGUCCAGCCAACCCAUGACUCUAAACGGACGGAAGCCUCGUUGCCAUCUGCUGGAGGUGAUGUAAAGCGGGACGAACUGGUGCAGCUGACGCCCUCUCCCACUCUUGCUGACGUGAAGCAAAGAGAAACCCAGCCCAAAAGCUCUGUAGCAGCCUCAGCUCAUAUAGUAAAAGAAAACACUGACUCAAAGCCCAAAUCUCCUAAAUCUGUCCCAUCAUCAUCGACUCUGAAGACGUCUGUAGCUCCAGCACUUGUUAAACAAAGUCUUGAUGCCAAACAUAAAGACCCCUCGCCCCAAAAUCAAGCCCCAGUCAUCAAAAACCACCAUGACUCCAAACCUAAACACGUCGCUCCACCUGCUGCGCCUCAGCGUCAGCAGCCCUCAGACAUUCCCUCACAGCCUGAUCUACCACCAGUGCUGCCGAAACCCGCAGCCAAAAAGGAGACUCAUUCGAGCGGCGGUGCUGUCUCGGUCAGGAUCCCCAGCUGCGGACCCCAGGAGACUGUCGGUAAGGUAUCCAAAGAAGGCCCCAGAUCUGAAACGCCCAUGCCAGACAGUCACAAGGGUCCAGAUACCAGAAUCAACAUGUCCUCUAGCAAGAAGGAGCAGGCUGAGAGAAAGAAGAAAGAAACUGGCCAGGAGGUCACAUCUGCACAGAAAAACACGAAAAGAGACGCAUCCAGAGCUGCUCCCUCUGCACCAAAAGACAGUUCAGACAAAGACACUGGCAGGUGCAAGCAGCCGAAGGAGUCACCACAUAGUUCUGGUCACAAAAAGUAAAGAGGGGAGUUAAAAUGGCAUCAUCGCAGCAGAGAAUCCAGAUGUGAUAAAAUGUUAGAAAUGGUUUGUGCAAGCAUCAUCAUGCCUUCUUUUUUAGUUUGAGGACCGGGCAAGCUGUUACAUGCUGAGAGAGAUGUGUGGGAGAGUGCGUGUGUGUGUGUGUGUGUGUGUGUGUGUGUGUGUGUGUGUGUGUGUGUGUGUGCGCGCGCACGCUAAAAUGACAUGACAUGACAACACAUGUACAUGUUUGUUGGUCUGAAUGUAGGCAAUCAUUUGCUGAUAAUUUCUGGUAUUUUCUGAAGUUAGCGUUUUAUUUUUACAUCAAGUGAAUGUUUGGAGGUUUGGUUUCUGUUUAUUGCAGAAUGCUUUUGUGCAAUCAGUAUGUCAGGGGCAAUAGGGUGAGUAGCCUUACAAAGGUUGUGAUGUACUGUAGAGUCAGUGCCAUAAAAGAUUUUGAAUUGCACUCUUAUUUGUAGACUUGGAGGACCUGAUGUCCUUUAAAUGCAGUAGACCACACGAUUUUGCUCGGCAAUUUAGCAGCUGUUGUUUCAGUUCAGUAUCAUCGGGUUCUUUUUGUGUUGGGUUGUGUGCAGCGGUACACAGAGGGAAUGCACUCUGUCCUGUGCUUUUCACCUAAAAACUUGUAUGGUAUCAACAAAAAAAUAGUAUGGAAACAUCUCAUGGUUCCAGAAAUCAUAAAUUAGUGAAGAAGCCUUAGGAUGAUAGGAAAUAAAACUUGCUGUUCUUAGCAAGCCGCGGUGUUAAUUCACAUUCCUCUGACAUCUGUACCUAUAUUUUUGAUUUUUAUGCAAUGGGGUGUAAAUAUGAUAACACUGUAAAACGGGGACACGUGGGCUUACAUGAUUGUUGUUUGUAUUAUAUGUAUAGAUUUUGCAGUGUCAUUUGUUUGGAUGCUCAACAUUGGAGUACUGCGUUCUGCUCGAUAACUCUGCUGUCUAAAGUAAGCUGCCGUGAUGCGUGUCGUCAGAAGGCGUCCUCUCCUUUGUGACCUUUCACAUGUUUUCACCUUCUUAAGUUAACUUGAAAAGAGACGGAGAGCAGAAGGCACGAGGGGAGAGACUGGGCUCUUUCUAAAAAUGUAGCAUUACAGAACAAAACUGUGAGGGCUGUCGGCGUUUUCCAAGAACGUCUUUAUUGUGGAUGUAUCUGAUGACUGACUACAGUUUGAAGGGUGUAAAAUAUGAAAUGCUAUCUUUGAUUUGAACCAGCAGUUCUGCAUUUUUUUUAAUCAUCAUUAUUAUUUUUUUUUUUUUUGUUUGCCAGUUAUUACUGCUGCAGAUUUCUGAAGGCUUUGGGAAUCCUCACCAGUUAUGUUGGUGUCUGUGCAGAGUGACAUGAGGUCAGUCAGCGACCACCUGGUGGAGGGGUGGGUGGGUUUCGGGUGAUUUUCGUGUCAGGAUUCGGUCUCAGUGUUGUUCGAGUCACGUGUGAGUGUUUGGAUCUCUUCAUAAUGAGUAGCAGCUGGCUUAAAGCGUCACCAGGGUAAAGAUUUUAUAUGACGAGUCCUGAUUAUUUGCAUAGCGUAGUUUGUGUCCACGGCAUACAUUUGAUGUUAAAGUGCAAAUACUUGGUACUACACACUGCUGUCAUAUAACCGCAUUCACUUUCCGCAAUUUACUCACACACACACACACACACACACACACACACACGUGUACGUUUCUAUGCUAUAGAUGCCUUUUACAUUGUAAACCCUAAAGAACAACCAGAGAGUAGCCUAGGACACUAAGUAUGUAACCCAGUAUUUGCUCUGUUGUGCUGGCUGUGUCAAAACAAUAAUCUUGUCUGCUCCUUAUACUAAAAGACUUCAUUUAACAUGACACAGAAUAUAGUUUAUCUAAACGGUGUACUGUAUCCAAGAAUGAAACACGCGAGAUCGAUUGCAGAGCUUUUAAUGUUAAAAGAAUCUGAUGUUUACUCGCAUUAGAUAUUGUAAAUGUAUGUAUCGCUAUCGUAUUGUGAGAGAACAAAUGCACCUUAAUGUUUGCCAAUAUUCAGUUCAAAGGGUGAGAAAAGUGAAACUGGAACUGAAAAUGGUUUAUGAACUCCCCACUCGUCCUGAUUUAAUCACUGAAUUUUAUUUGAACAACUGAUAAACAUUUAUGUCCCCCGACACACACACACACACACACACACGUUUUCUUUCCUUUUGACAACUGACAUUUAAAUCCUCAAAGCACAUUCAAUGUUUGUUUACAAAGCAUCAUGGAUGUAUAUUUUGUAUAUUGUUGAUUUGCCAAAUCUAUGUUCCGUGUCACAGAAAAUGUUGUUUCUAGUAGUGCGUGACUUUGUUCCCUUUGCCACAAGGAUGUUUAACAAGAACAUUUGUUUGUGCAGUAAUCAGUGUCUUUUCAUAUGUCAGGUUCUUCUUUGUCUGCUUGUCUUUUCAGUUUCCCUUUUGUUUUCUUCCUCUGUGCAACACUAGUAUUAGAUGAACUUGCUUACAAUGGUUUGUCUUUUAGAAUAUGUGCAAUAAAAGUGUUUUGAGUUUUGUAAUUUGCCCAAGGAAAGCUCUAUGGAUGUCAUAGAUGUUGUAUAUUAAAACAGAUAUUUAUACUUCUAAUGUUGCGUAAUACUGAAAAUAAAAUGGAAUUAUAAAUUAA